Molecule: messenger RNA, 10206 nt
Organism: Condylura cristata (star-nosed mole)
Lineage: Eukaryota; Metazoa; Chordata; Mammalia; Eulipotyphla; Talpidae
Gene: USP31
Product: ubiquitin specific peptidase 31
Exons: 17
Coding region: 1-3822 (1273 amino acids)
Biological process (GO): protein deubiquitination
Molecular function (GO): cysteine-type deubiquitinase activity
Source: RefSeq, a predicted model, not a curated record
AUGGCCCCCACCGGGCUUCAUGCCGCAGAACCGCACCCGGGGCCGCGAGUCAUCGCGUCUGGACGGAGAGGCGGCUUCGCGCCCACAGUCAACAUGGCGGCCACGGUGGCUUCAGCGCGAGGCGGGCGGCGCCGGGAGGCGGGGGUGGCGGGGCUCCGGAACCACGGCAACACGUGCUUCAUGAACGCCACGCUGCAGUGCCUCAGCAACACCGAGCUCUUCGCCGAGUACCUGGCGCUCGGCCAGUACCGGGCGGGGCGGCCCGAGCCCUCGCCUGACCCCGAGCAGCCUGCGGGCCGCGGCGCGCAGGGCCAGGGCGAGGUCACCGAGCAGCUGGCGCACCUGGUGCGGGCCCUCUGGACUCUGGAGUACACCCCGCAGCACAGCCGCGACUUCAAGAGUAUUGUAUCAAAGAAUGCAUUGCAGUACCGGGGAAAUUCCCAGCACGAUGCCCAGGAAUUUCUGCUGUGGCUUUUGGACCGAGUUCAUGAAGACCUCAAUCAUGCUGUGAAGCAGAGUGGCCAGCCUCCUCUGAAGCCACCAUCUGAGACCGACUUGCUGCCUGAGGGACCAUCAUUUCCAGUCUGUAGCACUUUUGUACAGGAACUUUUUCAAGCCCAGUACAGAUCUUCUUUGACUUGUCCUCAUUGUCAGAAGCAGAGCAACACCUUUGACCCCUUCCUCUGCAUUUCUUUGCCAAUUCCUCUACCCCACACAAGGCCUCUCUAUGUCACCGUAGUGUAUCAAGGGAAAUGCUCUCACUGCAUGCGGAUUGGCGUGGCCGUGCCUUUGUCUGGGACUGUUGCCAGACUUCGGGAAGCAGUGUCUAUGGAAACAAAAAUCCCCACUGAUCAGAUCGUGCUAACAGAGAUGUACUAUGAUGGGUUCCAUCGUUCCUUUUGUGACACAGAUGACCUGGAAACAGUCCACGAAAGUGACUGCAUUUUUGCCUUUGAGACUCCAGAAAUAUUUAGGCCUGAAGGAAUCCUCAGCCAAAGAGGAAUCCACUUAAACAACAAUCUAAACCACUUGAAAUUUGGCUUGGAUCGCCAUAGACUGCCUUCUCCUACACAAGCAGCCGCACAGCAGGGGAAGACAGAGCCUCCACCCUCCGGGGCGGGCAGCGACAAGGUCGUGCUGUUGGUGUGUAACCGCGCCUGCACUGGGCAGCAAGGGAAAAGGUUUGGGCUGCCUUUUGUGCUGCACUUGGAGAAGACGGUGGCAUGGGACGUCCUGCAGAAGGAAAUCUUGGAGAAGAUGAAGUAUUUCUUGAGGCCCACGGUUUGCAUCCAGGUCUGCCCAUUCAGCUUGCGCGUGGUCAGCGUGGUGGGGAUAACAUACUUGCUGCCCCAGGAGGAGCAGCCCCUGCGUCACCCCACCGUGGAGAGGGCGUUAAAAUCUUGUGGACCAGGUGGCACUGCUCAUGUGAAAUUAGUGGUAGAAUGGGACAAAGAGACAAAAGAUUUCUUGUUUGUGAAUACCGAAGAGGAGUAUAUCCCUGAUGCAGAAAGUGUCCGCCUGCAGAAAGAGCGGCAUCAUCAGCCUCAGACCUGCACUUUAUCCCAGUGUUUCCAACUCUACACCAAAGAGGAACGGCUCGCCCCGGAUGACGCCUGGCGCUGCCCGCACUGCAAACAGCUGCAGCAGGGGAGCAUCACGCUGAGCCUCUGGACGCUGCCCGACGUGCUUAUCAUACACCUGAAGCGGUUUCGACAGGAAGGAGACAGGCGUAUGAAGCUUCAGAACAUGGUCAAGUUUCCCUUGACUGGCCUGGACAUGACCCCUCAUGUGGUUAAGAGAAGCCAGAGCAGCUGGAGCUUGCCGUCCCAUUGGUCUCCAUGGAGACGGCCCUAUGGACUCGGGCGGGACCCUGAGGACUACGUCUAUGACCUGUAUGCUGUGUGCAAUCACCAUGGCACCAUGCAAGGGGGGCACUACACAGCGUUCUGUAAGAACUCCGUGGACGGCCUGUGGUACUGCUUCGACGACAGCGACGUGCAGCAGCUGUCAGAGGAGGAUGUGUGCACGCAGACGGCCUACAUCCUCUUCUACCAGAGGCGGACGGCGAUUCCCUCGUGGUCGGCCAACAGCUCCGUGGCGGGCUCUACAAGCUCGUCCUUGUGCGAACACUGGGUGAGUCGGCUCCCUGGGAGCAAGCAAGCCAGCGUGACCUCUGCAGCUUCCUCAAGACGUACCUCCCUGGCCUCACUCUCUGAGUCCGUGGAGAUGAUGGGGGAGAGAAGCGAAGAUGACGGGGGCUUCUCAACGCGACCCUUUGUGAGAAGUGUUCAGCGUCAGAGCUUGUCAGCCAGAUCUUCAGUCACCAGCCCCUUGGCCGUCAAUGAAAAUUGCAUUAGACCUUCUUGGUCCCUGUCCGCUAAGCUGCAGAUGCGCUCUAGUUCUCCGUCCCGGUUCUCAGGGGACUCUCCCAUUCACACCUCUGCCUCCACCUUGGAGAAGAUCGGGGAGGCAGUGGACGACAAGGUCUCCAUCUCAUGCUUCGGGAGCUUGAGGAACCUUUCUAGCAGUUACCAGGAGCCCAGCGAUAGUCACGGUCGACGCGAGCACAAGACUGUGGGUCGGGCCCCUCUGGCUGUCAUGGAGGGAGUGUUCAAAGACGAAUCCGACACCCGCAAAGCGAACUCCUCCAGUGUUGUAGAUACACAGAGCAAGAACUCAGCACAAGGGGACUGCUUGCCCCUCGUCUCUGACCCGUUCGAUAACAAUAAUCAGAUUGCAUAUGUGGAUCAGAGCGAUUCUGUAGACAGCUCUCCUGUCAAAGAGGUGAAACCCUUGAGCCAGUCAGGGUCUGUCACCAAGAAACCAGAGAGCACAACCAAGAGAUCCCCGGGUUCCAAAGGCCCUUCUGAGCCAGACAGAAGCUUGCGGAAGGGGAGACCGGUCUUGGCAAGUCAGGAAUCAUCUCUUUCAAGUACAUCCCCUUCUUCUCCUGUUCCUGUAAAAGUUUCUCUAAAGUCCUCCCGCUCGCGAAACAAGACAGAGUCUUCUUCUUCCAGGGCCAGUGGACGGCACUCCUCCCCUGCCCCACCCAAAAAGGCAUCCUCCCCCAAGUCCCAGGACUCCAUGUCGUCUCCUUCCCCCCAGAAGCAGAAGUCAGCUGUUUCCCUCACUUAUGCUGCUUGCUCCACAUCUGCCAAAAAAGCCUCGGCUCCCACCGCACGGGGCCCCUUCCCUCCUGGGAAGAGCAGGACUUCAGACAAGAGCUUAAGCAGAGAGGGCUCCAGACAGAGCCUGACCUCCGAUAGAGCCAGCCUCUCUAGCUCCAAACCCAGCUCUCCGAGGGUGAGCCAGGCCAGAGUUGGGGAGGGCCGAGGGGAUGGGAAACACGUCAGGAGCUCCUCCAUGGCCAGUCUGCGCUCCCCCAGCACCAGCGUGAAGGCUGGACUGAAGAGGGACAGCAAGUCAGAGGACAAGGGGCUGUCCUUCUUCAAAUCGGCCUUGAGACAGAAGGAAACGCGGCGGUCGACAGAUCUUGGCAAGACAGCCUUGCUCUCUAAGAAGGCCGGCGGGGGCUCUCUCAGGUCAGUCUGUAAGAAUGCCAUGGACGACAAGGCAGAGAAAGGCCUCCAGCCCCCAGGUUCCCAGCAGCCUCCUACACAUGCAGUUGGGAAAGAGCUGGUUGUUGCCAAAGACUCCACUUCUGCUAAACAUUCCCUGCUGUCUGCUCGCAAGUCCAAGUCUUCCCAGCUAGAUUCCGGCGGACCCUCAUCUCCUGGCGGCAGGCAGUCUGCUGAGAGAUCUUCAAAAAAGUUACCUUCCAGCAUGCAAACCCCUGCACGGCCUCCUCAGAAACCUCAGUGAUAACUCCUGUAACCCCAGUGUUUUAUCUGUAAAGAUGUUUAUUGUUUAUUUAUUUAGGGCCUCCCCAUCAAAGCCCUCUCUGCUUUUGUUUUGUAUUUUUUGGGUCAUGUGCCUGGUGUGUGUGUGCGCGCGCGCUCACGUGAGUGUGUGUGUGGAAGAGUUCAAUUGCAAUUGUUGAAAGCGUCGCCUUAUUCUGCCAUUGAACCAAAUAACAGCCACAGGCAAAGCAUAUUGAUACCAAGCUAACUGGAAUUAUUGUAGACAAUACCUGGACUCUCCCUAGCAAUUGUAUAUAUUUCUUUCUAGAGAACGCUAAUGACUUUCGUUGGACACUAGGGUUUUGAAACCUGUGAACCAGUUAAGCUGUCAUCCAUGUGCUCUGUAGGAGGAUGAACUGUUUGACUUGGGUGUCAUCUCAGCAGGAUUUAUCCUCACCACAGAUUGUCAUGUGGCACCAGGAGCUCUAAAAACUGACACUAACAAUGAAAAACUGAGGGAAAACUGUUGCUUUCUGCACUUUGGCCCCAUCUACCAGUCUUUGUAAAGGGCAAUAUUUAUCACUGAUGUUUCUCAGGUAUAUACUCAGCUAGACUAACACGGACGUGUGUCAGUGAAAGGGUCAAAGAGGGAGUUGGCCCGUGGUGGCUGUCGGUUCUCCGCCUACCGCAGGUGCAAGUCUGGAGUGCUGGAAGUCUCCCGGGCCCGGCGUGUCUGCAAAGGUGCCUGUACCGUGAGCAGUUGUGACCCUGGGGAUAUGUGUCAGAGGCGGCAGAGAUCCAGAAGGCCAGUCACCAGUGGUUAACUUGUUUUUUCCCUUCCAGGCUUGCUGGCCAAGGCCCAGGGGGGUUUGAAAGGCAGUGGAACGGCUAACACUUUUGAGAGAUUCCUAGGGGAAACGUGGAUCCUGAGGCGGAUGUGUGAAUCUCUGCUGUCCUCCGUGGCGUCGUCCUCUCUGAGUUACGAGUGGAGCACUCCAUGCUGUGCUGUGUGUGCCGCGGCCUGGCGCACUGGUGUGUUUCUUCCCUGUAACCGUGAGAGGAAAGAGGUUGCCCAGACCCGGGAGUGGUGGCGGGGUGGAAGCCUCAUGCGGCACAGCAGCGCGCACAUCUGACCCUCCUGUCAGUCUGGCUGGUGUCUGCUUUCACUAACUCCUUUGUUUCUUCUUUGUGCUGAAGAUUUGAUAUCUGGCCCAGAGCUCAUAAGCAGGAUUGGAGCAUGUUCUGCCUGGCAUCGUCAGUGCAAAUUGCCUUGCUUGUUCAGGAAAAAGGGACCUGAAAAAUGCCUCACAAAUAGGCAAGCUUGAUAGUCUUGCAAACUUUUUGGAGGGAUGCUGACCAUACCGAGGCUCCCCUCUUCUCAGUAUUUUGUUUAAAGGUCAAAAGAGUCAUGUUCCUGACUUUCUGAAUUGCAUUUGUCAUGCUGCCAUGAAAUACAUAGCACGCGGCGUUCAUAGGCUCUUAAAUACUGACUUAAUGUGUAAAUUGCAGACGUGUCGGGCUUGUCUCCUCGGCGCGCAGACCCACUGUGAUCUAUCUCCCUUCUCAGUGUUGCUGGGUGUGAAGUGACCAGAACAACACGUGUGCGUAGCCACAAAUUCUGCACUGCCUUUUUUUUCUUUUUCUCUUUUAUUCCAUGAUUACCUCUCGGGAAAUGUUUCCAGUAGGUCACUUAAUUUUAUUUUGCUGCUGUUUUGAGCACUAGCAGGUCCCUUGCAAGUCCGGAGGCCAUUGAUGCAGGGGUAGCUGGAAUUUAGGUCCUCGGAAUAUUUAAGACUUACAUGCUCAGCCUGGUGAAGUUUCCGUAGGGCGCCAUGAAACUCACGCUGCAGGAGCCUGUGGCCCAUCGCUGGCUCCUCCCUGGCACCCGGCUCACCGUGCAGCGUCUGGUCCCCAGAGCAGCUCGCCGCCCCUGCGGGAGCGGCUGCCUGCUGCUGCUGUCCCAGCUUCCCAAGGCACGCGGACAGCCCCCUCAGUGUUCAGCCACUGCUAGUUUUACUGUAUUGCUUUUAUUUCCUGGAAAAGAUGCACAAAGGGGAGCAUCAGCGAUACCAGGAAUUGUUUAAUUUGAACACUUCCUCUUUCUUUAAGAAAGAAAUUUGAAAUCUGUCUGAAGCAGUUAUAGAAAUUAUAGUUUGACUACACAAAGGGUUUUAAUAGGCACAUGGAGGGGUCGGGAUUUUAAUCAGUUAAGCAUUAAGAGAAAGCGGUUUAACUUUCACAGUGGUAAAUGUUUUUAUACUUGAACCCUUCAGGAAUGGAUUUUCCAUUAUGUUUGUGUCUAAAAAAAAAAGCAACAACUAUAGACUACUUUAAAUUUCCAUGGGAUCCAGAAAUAAAAUUUCAGUGUCUUUAAACUGUAUGUUUGUGGAGUUUAGUCCUUGUUUCAGAUAUAAAGGGGGGACAAUUCAGGAAGUAAUGGCAUUAUCUAGGCAUCUUGAAGCUGUGAUAUUUCUGUGCUUGGAAAACCAUGAAACUUCUUGUUAAACAUCUUUAACUACUAGGUGCAGCUUUAAGGCAAGCUGCACCUACUGCGCUCAGAAGUUUGGAGGUGCUCUUUGACCCGAGAAAUACCUUAUAAGAAAUACUACUUCUUCAGUUCAUUUUUUGAUGUGUUAGGAACUUGGGGUGUGUUUUGUUUACUUACUGGCUGCUAUUUGGAACCAUGAAUCUGCAUGCAUUUUGGGUUAAAUGUUGUUUGCUGAGGACUGGGUUUCUGGUAGUCAACCAGGCAGCCUGAUCAGAGCACUCAUUUUCUGGUAUGCACAAAAUAAUCAGCAGUAGUAUUGUGUCUGCAGAGUUUGUUUGCUUUAAGGAAACUUUUCACUCUUCAUGUGUUUUCCUGUAAACAUCCAGUGCACUGAGACUCAUCAUUCCUUAAGAAAGCUCUGUGCAGGCUUUGUCUCUGUUAAACCUUCCUAUAAUAUAGAAGCACAAAGAAACUGUUAAGUUCAUGCCAUCUCAAGACCAUUUCCCCCUUUUGUAUUUUGUAAUCCUGAAAGCAGCCUACGGGAAAUACCUCCUACGCUGGGUGGCAGAGAUGGUGGACGUGGUUGCCCUAGGGAGUAACACUGCGGUUAGCUGUGAGGCUGAUCUGGCUUUUUGUGAUCCCGCUCCGCAUUCCUUCAUUCAUUCCUUUCUUCAUUCAUUCAUUUCACUCGGCGAGCAUUUGUUGAGGGCCGGCUUUGCUUGUGGAGGCAAGCUGGAAGCUUCGGGAGUUGAUGUGGCUCAGCAGCCCCGGGGAGCACAGCCGGUGACCUGGGGGUGCUGAUCAUGUCCUUAGAGGGGCUGUGGGCCUCCGGAACGGGAAGCAGGUACGCUUCUUGGUGAAUGGGCCAAGGCUCGGGAACCUCUGGAGCAAGCCUGUCAUGUUUUGGAAACCAAAAGUGCCCUUCAUCUUUGGAGUUGUUUUAUUCUUCAUCCACUUUUCAGACUGAGCUCUCUGUUCCUUGGGGGUCAAAGUCGCAUCACAGUCACUGUUCAUGAGAAUCUAGUCAUCCAUGUUUGGAAGAGCUGGGGCGGGGAUAUUUCUUUGGUGGGGGGUGGGGGGGUUAGAGAGAAAAAUUGUCAUUCUUAAAAUGUCAUCAAGAAAAAUAGGGAACGGUAUAUAAAGGAAACAGCGGUAGUGUUUAAGAGCGGUGAGCAGAGAGGAGUUGUGAGCGAAGCUCAUUGACUUCAUUUAAAAAAGAGUGACAGUGUCGUCACACUGCAUGCUGACCCGCCACAGCCGCGGCUGUCGGUUCUGCCACUGGGAUCGUGCUUACUGGAUUCAAAAAUGACCAGGUUCUGGGUCGGAAUUUGGCAGCGUCCGCACAUCAAAAGCACACUUCCAGUAAAAUAGAAUCCAUGAGGCGCAUUGAACUUUGUAUCACUUGGAGAAGAGCGAGACUUGCUGGCAAGCCAGGGCCUGAAUCAUAAACAUAAACACGAACGUGGCGGUUCCCCUGCAGGCUGCCUUUCAGGUCACAGAGGGUACAUUAUUCUCAAGCUGACUACAUAUUUUGAGGGGAAUCCUAUACUUUAAGUGGACGCCAGUGUGUCUGCCUUUGGGUCAGCUUCCAAAGUAUUUGUUUUUGCAGCUGCAUUUUAAGCAUGACCGAUUCUUUUCUAACCCCAAGCUAUGAAAAGGAUGUUGCAUGGCCUCCAACUAACCAGAAAGCAUGAUCUCCUACCUAUGCAAGCAGCUAGUGUACAAAUUAAGAGACGACUAAAUGUACAUUUUUUAAAAAAGAGGCAACUCUUAAAUUGUGAAGCUCUAUUUUUGAAUUUGUAAUUUUUUAAAUGUGGCUUACUCGUCCAUAUAGAAAAGCAUGAAUGUGGAUUAUUUUGCUUUGCACAUGUUUCUCUGCUGAUUUUUUUCUUCCAUUGUUGGCAAGAUUGUGUGUAAAAUAAGUAUUUUGCAAGUGGGGGUGGAAUUGGAUACGUUGAACACACUGAUUUAUAUACUAUAUUUAGCCUGAAGACUUUCCUAAGAUAUUUUGUUCUAAAAGAAAAAAAAAAAACCUGCCAUUUUCUAUAAAUUUUAAUUUUUUAUAUCUUCAAGGGUCCUAUUGUGGUCACAAGAAAGAAUGUGGCUUCUAAUAGUGCUAACAAUUUUAAAACGCUUUUGUAGAGACUUAGAGCUGUUUAGGAAGCUUUGGGCCUUCCCCCUGAACUAAACUUGUGGGGUAUAUGGUAGUCUUGUGUAGAUUAGGUUCCAGGUCCAGUCCAUGUUCAUUUACAACAGUUUCCUGACUGGAGAUGGGAGACCCAUCCCACCCCUGGGUGGCCGCUUAAGAUCUCCACGCCCUUGCACCCAGGAUGCUAACUAAAGCUCUUCCGAAUGGCUUGCUUGAGGUUCUGAUUAAUUAGAAUCAUCCAGGGAACCUUUAAAAACACCCAGGACCCACUCUCAAGCUUUUGAUGUAAUUCCUGCUGGGUGCGGGACCCCUACAGUGACCUGCAUUCAGCUCCUCCAUGGUCCUAACGCAGCUGGGAUUGAGGGCCGCUGUGCCAUGCUCUCCCUCGGCCGCUGUAGGAAAUCCUCGGGUGGGGCUGAGCCCUCCGUUUUGUCAGACGGGACAGAAGCUUGCGAACUCUGGUAACAACCUCCAGUUUGAAAUGAGGGGUCUUUCUGACUCCAAGGCCUGAUUUGGGAGGAGCAUUUUGUGGGCAGCUGGCACUUGGCUGUUGGAUGGGGCAUCAGUGGUCUGAUUGGCUGGAGCAAUUGGGUGACCCUUGGGGCUGUGUCCUUCCCCUGGGUGUGUGUGGCAUGUCCAGACCCAUGGGGGAGCAGGGACGUCGCCCCUGCGUUAGAAAAUGCCUUCAAGGACCUUAGAAAGCUGUCCCUGUUCUGAUAGAGCAGUUGUCUCUGUAUAUUAACAAACCCCAGGUUGCUGCUGAGUUUCAUUUUUAUACACACAGUGGUUUUAAGAAUGGUUUUCAGUUUUAAAUGAAUGUGAAACAUUUUAUUUGGAGUCUUUUUUUUUUAGUAAUACUCAGUAUUUUUUCAUGUUAGUAAAAAUAUUAGAUAAUAUCCAAAAAUUGGCAGUCUUAUGUUACUUAUGGAGGCAAAUGAAAUUUAGUUUUAAUCUGUGGUGAGCUGAAUGCAUUCGACAGCUUUAGAGUAGUCUGCUGUGCUGCUAGGGUGGUUUCUGCCUGUUCAGCAUCACGCGGCUUACAAAAAACAACAAAACAGAACUUGGUAUUUUCAACAUUUCAAGGAAUAAAGAAGUAAAAAUCCAAGUUGGAAAUGGCUCCUCUGGAAAGCCCAGCCAGGGUGGGUUCCCUGUUGUAGUCACAAUGCAAUAUGCAAUCCCAGGUGCUAUUCUACACGGUGGUCUUCACACCACAUGGGGGCAGUGAGUGGGGUGUUUCCAAAGCAGACGUUCCACGGAGGCUCAGCUAUUUCUCUUCCCUAGAGGUUUGCUCACCAACUGUGCCUCUCGCCACUGGUUAAAAUGAAUUUAGGCCCCAUUACAAAAGUCGGUUCUUGAUUGAACUCCUCAGUUUUUACACUGGAACUUCUAUAGCUGUCUUAAAAGCUGCAUGUCAUAUUGCUGUACACAAAAUGCUUUGGUAUUUUCAUGCACUACUCGGUGAGUUAUGUAAUUUUCCUCUUUAGUUGUGCAGUCAUGGAAUGCAGGACGUCUCUCCUUGAGGCUGGAAGAAAAGUGUAUCAUACAUUUUAAAUUAUUUUAGAUCAAGUGCAUGAGAUGUGCCACUGACGUCUGUUAUUUAUUUGUAUGUUUUAUUCAAGGUGUACGCACUUUCAAGAAGCAGAAUUUCUAUUUUUAUGUUUAAAAUGUUUUAUUUCUGGAACAGCAGUUGAUUAUAUAGUAUACAGUUGGAAUUAAGAGAAAAGUGGAAAAUGUAACAAAAUAUAAUAAAUUUAUUACAUGAUGCCCUC